Messenger RNA from Pelmatolapia mariae (spotted tilapia), 1980 nucleotides. RefSeq names its product required for meiotic nuclear division 1 homolog (gene rmnd1). The record is from RefSeq and is a predicted model, not a curated record. Lineage: Eukaryota; Metazoa; Chordata; Actinopteri; Cichliformes; Cichlidae. The coding region runs from base 133 to 1371 and encodes 412 amino acids. Gene Ontology annotation, biological process: positive regulation of mitochondrial translation. The transcript has 12 exons.
GGGGAACAAACACGCCGCCUGUGAAUGUAUGCAAGACUGCAAACACUGAAGGUAGCUGGAAUUUGUGAAUUAAUUUAACACCGUAUUUUGUUUUUUCUAACCUGGUUACCUGUAGGUGAGUGUGAAUGGAAGAUGCUUCUCCGGACGUUGUGGUCCAGACUGGGAGCCCAGCUGCAUGCAGGGAGCAUAUCAGGCUGCGUUUUAACUUCUGCCAGGACUCACUGUGCUCCGUGGAGCUUUUCCAGGACCUGCCAUUUAAACUCUAUUCAUCAGCAGCACGAGCAGAAAAGACAUGUUUCUUUGCCUGCUUUGAGUGGAUGUAAAAGUCUUAGCAGUGGGUUUUUGACUGACCCUGGGAGACUUUCAAACUGUGCAAGAGGACAAACAAGUUUGUAUUCAACCAACCUCGUAAAGUCAGUGUUGAAACCAGGUUUGAAACCAGCCACAGUGCCUGGGAAAAGGGCACCCAAGGGACCACGGACGAAGCAGCCAUCCAGAGCCAACCAGCCUUCCCUCAGUGAAGACAAGGAUAUGAUGCAGUGCAUUGCUUUUGCAACAGCAGAUCAGUAUCAUUUGCCCACACUUUCUCACGACUUGAUAAACCACGGCUUCCAUGAGAUAGAUUUGCCCAGAGAUGCCUCGAAUGUUCUGGUGAUAAGCACAGACAUGGCUGCAAAACCAGAUGACAAUGCACAAAUCUUCUUCUUCAGAGAAGGCUCAGUAGUUUUCUGGAAUGUCGAGGAGAAAACGAUGAAAAACAUUUUGAGAAUCCUGGAACACCAUGAGAUCCAGCCUUAUGAAGUAGCGUUAGUCCACUGGGAAAACGAGGAAAUUAACUACACUGUGGGAGAGGGAAAUACAAAGCUUGAGCGUGGCAACUUUAUUCUGAGUGAUGAUAUGGAUCAAGAGGAAGCUGUUUUGGAGAAAUUUGCAUUUUCAAAUGCACUUUGUUUGUCUGUGAAGUUGGCAAUAUGGGAGGUAGCAUUAGACAACUUUGUAGAGUCAAUUCAAUCAAUUCCAGAGACACUCAAGUCUGGGAAAAGAGUCAAGUUGUCCUCUGCAGAGGUUAUGCAGAAGAUAGGAGAGCUUUUCACAUUAAGACACUGUAUAAACCUGAGAUCUGACCUCCUCCUCACGCCUGAUUUCUACUGGGACAGAGAAAACCUAGAAAAACUCUACGAUAAGACGUGCCAGUUCCUCAGCAUCAACCGCAGAGUCAAUGUUGUGAAUGAGAAGCUGGAACAUUGCACGCAGCUGACAGACUUGAUGAGGAGCCACCUGAGUGAGAAGCACAGCUUGAGGUUGGAGUGGAUGAUAGUCAUCCUGAUUACGAUUGAGGUUAUGUUUGAACUCGCAAAAAUGAUCUUCUAAACUGCUCCUCUGAAGCUACAACAACUCUAAAAAGGGCACAAGCAGCUAUGAAAGAAGAAUGCUGCACUGUGCGAAGGCACUGAGUCGUGAAGGGGACCUAGAUAACGCUGAAUGUGUUUACUCUUCAUGUGUUACAUCAGCAACUUUCUGAAAACCAUGAAUUAUUUUUAAAUCAAGAAUUUCACAAAUUGUUGCUGAGGAUCUUGGCUGAGGGCGGGGGGAGUAUUUUACACACAUUUGUUCUUUAUUACUGUGAAAAAAACAAAGAAAAAUCAAAGUAGGCAAAAAAAGAAGAUUUUUAAUCUUUUGUGAUGAUCUGACCUUUAUGUUUUGGGACGUUUUUUGUCUUUAUGUUCUUAAUUUUCUUUUUACGUCAUGUGAAAGCAUUUAUGUUUUCUUGUCAGUGUCAAAGACACAUUUUUGAAAGGUCUUAUUUGCAUGGGAAGGCGGGGACUCCCACAUCUUGACACUGAUCUUGCAGCUGAUUUAAAAAAGAAAGGGGGGAAAAAAGAUGUAGAAAUACAUCCAGAUUUACUGAGUCGCAAACACCAACUGUAACGCUGUUAUAAAAAGAUGGGAAUAAAGUAUUUAUGUUCAAUAUUUCCAAGC